GGGCAGCCCAGCGCCGGCAGCAGCGGCGUGGUCGAGGUUUACAGUGCUCCUGCUCCUCUGGCGGCAACCAGCACGGUGGAGAUCCAAACGCUGGGGAUGCAGCCCUACCCGCCCAUGGAGGUACCAAGCCAGUGUGUGCAGAGUCCCGUGUACCCUUCUCCUCCUGUGUACAGCCCUGGGAAACAAGGCUUCAAAUCCAAGAGCACCAGCGCUCCCACACCUUUGAGCAGCGCGGGAGGAGGCAGCGUGGUUGGUUUUGACUCCACUGCCGCUGCCAAAAGUCGACGCUGCAAAAACGAGAGCGGGCUGCAGGAAGGCAAACUCAAGUCUCCCAAGCUGAAAUGCACUUACUGUGACAAGGCCUUUACCAAGAACUUCGACCUGCAGCAGCACAUCAGAAGUCACACAGGUGAGAAGCCCUUCCAGUGCAUUGUGUGUGGUCGAGCCUUUGCCCAGAAGUCCAACGUGAAGAAACACAUGCAAACCCAUAAAGUGUGGCCUCCAGGGCUGGGGUGCACUAUCUCCCGCAACUCCAUCACGGUGCAGGUCAUGGCCUUGAAUCCCAACCAGCCAGAGGAUGAGGAGAACACAGGUUUGACUCAGCCCUCAAGGACUCCUGCACCACCGCCCCAAGACAUGAGCCCCUUGGAUGAGAGCGAGGCGGGCAAACUGGAAGCCAAGCAGGUUGUCCUGAUCGAUAGCUCUUACCAGUGCCAGUUCUGCCCCAGCAAAUUCAACACCUAUUUCCAGCUCAAAUCCCACAUGACGCAGCACAAGAACGAGCAGGUGUACAAAUGUGUGGUGAAGACCUGUGCUCAGACCUUCCAGAAGCUGGAGUCCUUCCUUGAGCACAUCAAGAGCCACCAGGAGGAGCUGAGUUAUCGCUGCCACCUCUGCAGCAAGGACUUCCCUUCCCUGUACGAGCUGGGCGUCCACCAGUAUUCCCACAGCCUGCUGCCCCAGCACAGCCCCAAGAAGGACGUGGCCGUGUACAAAUGUGUGAAGUGUGUAAAUAAAUACUCCACCCCGGAAGCCCUGGAGCACCAUCUGCAGACAGCGACACACAACUUCCCCUGCCCUCACUGCCAGAAGGUGUUCCCCUGCGAGAGGUACCUGCGCCGCCACAUCCCCACGCACGGCGGGGGCAGCAAGUUCAAGUGCCAGAUCUGCAAGAAGUUCUUUCGCCGGGAGCACUACCUCAAGCUGCACGCCCACAUCCACUCGGGUGAAAAACCCUUUAAGUGCUCGGUGUGUGACGCAGCUUUCAAUCGGAAAGACAAACUCAAGCGACAUAUGCUGAUCCAUGAGCCUUUUAAGAAAUACAAAUGUCCCUUCUCAAGCCACACGGGCUGCAAUAAAGAGUUCAACAGGCCUGACAAGCUGAAGGCUCACAUACUGUCCCAUUCAGGGAUGAAGAUCCACAAGUGCCAGUACUGUAACAAGUCCUUCAGCCGACGAGCCCACAUGAUAGAGCAUCAGCGCUCGCACACCGGCAACUACAAAUAUCGCUGCCCCACCUGCAGCAAGGGCUUCACGCGCCACAAGUACAUGAAGGACCACAAGUGCCGGCUGGGCUCGCCCAAGGACAAAGACCUGCAGCUCAGGAAGCCCCAGAAGAAGCGGGUGGCGCGGGGGCGCAAAACGGGCCUUUCCCUCCCCAGCCAGCUGGGUCUGGCAGAACUGAAGGAUGGUGCCGCUGGGGAGAGUCCCCCCGAAGGCGGCCCGAACAAAGAACCGUUCCAGGAGUCGGACGCGGUCCUGUCCAUCGUGGUCGGUGCGUCGGGAGCUGCUGACUCGGACCUUGUCGUUCCUGGGCAGCCCAACAGCAUCGCGUCCGAUUUGGCCCUUGCAGAGCUGCAGACGGCCUCAGAGGGUCCCUGCACCAUGCUGGCUGUCCCCGUUUACAUCCAGACGACGGAGUGACAAUGCGUAGAGCCACUGUGUGGCUGAAGGCUGCUGCUGGGGCUGUCAGACUCGGUGCUGAAAUUUAUCCUGGUGAAAAAGACCAAAGCUCUUGUGGGGAGGUAGAUGGAUAUGGGAGAGAAUGGCUUUCAUCUCCACUUCCCAUCCUUGGGCAGAGGACUGCUUGGAAGCCACCGAUGGCUACAAGGCACUGAAGACAAUGGCUCCAUUGUUUCUUGUCCCUCUGGUCAGCAUAGGGCAAGAAAGACUAAGAUCCCUGAAUCAGGGUAAGAAGAAGGAGCAAACUUGCAACAAACAGAGCUGCUGAAAUCAGGUGGCUUAGCAAAUCACAGCCUGUCCCAUCUGUGGUUUUUCUGGCCUAGAAGCUGUAUUGCCCAGUAUUUGGGUGGCCUUUCCGAGAGCAAACAAUUGAUCCUUCCUAGUGGAAGCAAGUUCAUCCUGAGAUCCUUUGGGAACACUCUUCACAAAUACCCUCCUAGACUUAUCUCUGGUAUCUUUCUCCUCUCUGUCUCUAUCAGUAGAAAGAUCACCUUGUCUGUACUACAUGUGUUAUAAACACCGUGGACCUCA
This is a messenger RNA of Apaloderma vittatum (bar-tailed trogon), 2493 nucleotides long. RefSeq names its product zinc finger protein 341 (gene ZNF341). The annotation marks the transcript as partial. The record is from RefSeq and is a predicted model, not a curated record. NCBI's taxonomy places the organism in Eukaryota, Metazoa, Chordata, Aves, Trogoniformes, Trogonidae. Gene Ontology annotation, biological process: regulation of DNA-templated transcription. Gene Ontology annotation, molecular function: RNA polymerase II cis-regulatory region sequence-specific DNA binding; DNA-binding transcription factor activity, RNA polymerase II-specific. The transcript has 11 exons.